AUGUUAUAAUUUGUUUGUGUAAUUAUAUCGUUGGUAUCUGGAAGAAAUCCAAUAAUUACAUAAUUUGUAAAUGAAAUAAAGACAACAUGGACAGUAAAGAGAUGUCUUAAUUAAUUUAGGCUACAAAUUAUGAAAGAUGGGAUGAUAAAUCAGAUGAGUUUUUUUUUAAAUACUUUAAUGUAAGAAUAGAUCCUAAUGAAUAAAUUGAAUUAAAAUAUUAUGAAAAAUUAGAAGAAUUACCUUCAAGUUUUUCAUCAACAGAAAAAUGGCCUGGCUGUAAUUCUAUAAAAUUAGUUUAUGAUCAAGGAAACUGUGGAUCUUGUUGGGCAGUAUCUGCUGCUUCAACCAUGAGUGAUCGUCUUUGUAUCUCUUCUGGUUAAAAAGAUAAAAGAUUAAUUUCAGCAGAAGAUCUUUUAAGUUGUUGUGGUUAUAAUUGUGGAUUUGAAGAAGGUUGUGAAGGUGGAGAACCAAUGGGAGCUUGGAAAUAUUUCAAUGUUUAUGGAAUUGUUACAGGAGGCUUAUAUAAUGAUUUUAGUUAUUGUAAAUCAUAUUCAUUUCCUCCUUGUAGUCAUGGAAAUAAUUCUGGCAAAUAUUCUAAAUGUGAUGACGAUAUAUUUAUUUUAAUGAAAACACCUUAUUGUAUUAAAAAAUGUAAUGCUUAAUCUUUAAGAACUUAUGAACUUGACAUCAUUAAAUCUAAAGAAACUCCUAAAAAAAUUACUAAAAAUGAAGAAUAGAUUAAAAAUGAAAUCUAUUUGAAUGGACCUGUCUAAGCAGUAUUUACUGUUUAUGAUGACUUCUUAAAUUAUAAAUCAGGAGUAUAUUAACAUAUUCUAGGAUAAGAAAGAGGCAAACAUGCAGUUAAAAUUAUAGGAUGGGGAACUGAAAAUGGAAUACCAUAUUGGGAAGUUGUUAAUUCAUGGAAUGAUGAAUGGGGUAUAAAUGGUAAGUUUAAAAUAUUAAGAGGAUCUAAUCAUUUAGGAAUUGAAGAAUAUGUAAUUGCAUCAAUUAUUUGA
Paramecium sonneborni is the source of this 1016-nucleotide messenger RNA. The record is from the annotation of a GenBank genome assembly. NCBI's taxonomy places the organism in Eukaryota, Ciliophora, Oligohymenophorea, Peniculida, Parameciidae.